Molecule: messenger RNA, 915 nt
Organism: Rhodamnia argentea
Lineage: Eukaryota; Viridiplantae; Streptophyta; Magnoliopsida; Myrtales; Myrtaceae
Exons: 4
Coding region: 37-270 (77 amino acids)
Source: RefSeq, a predicted model, not a curated record
UCGUCCAAUACAACUAUUCUAUUUGACGAUCGAACCAUGACCUCACCGCCGCCCUUAGACGGCGGCCGAGUUCCAUCGCCACCGCCGAUCCACCAGAGCGACGCCGACGAGGAUGACGAGAACGUGAAGCAGCUCCGAGAGUGCUCUUCUCUGUACCUUUCCUUGCAGGAUUGUCUUGUCAACAACAAUAGGAACUGGAAAUCGUGUCAGAAAGAAGUUCAAGCUCUCAAGGCGUGCAAUGAGAAGAGGAGUGGCAGAGGAAGGAAAUGAAGGUUCGACUGAGUUUGGGGGAUAUCCUAAAAUGCUACUGGAUCUCAACUGUGUUUGAAGCUGUUGCAAAUCUAAUACUGUGUUAAGUUCAUGCGUUAGCAUUUGAAUUAUUGGCUGAUGUUGAAGCUUCCGGUGGAAGCAAGCAGGGCUUGGAAACCAGUAUCCCAAAUUUCGGGAAAAUGUCUUCGGCUGGUGGGCAGGUCCUUAUUAAAACUGAGGAACAGAUGGUGUAGAACAUUUUGAUUUAUCCUUCGCACUGGAAGUCCAUGUUUUUUCUUUAUCCCAGGAGAUAAAGGGUCAUUUUUUGUCCCUAUUGAUGUCAUCAACCAUUUUACUGGCCGAUAUCUUUGUGAGAUUAUGCUCAUCAAAAGUAGUCCUGAAAUGAGAUUGCUAUGCAAAUGCACAAUGGUUUUAUUCGGCUUAGGUAGAUUUGUAUGCUCAUUGAUUGCCAUUUUCAGGUGAAAGGAGUUUUAGUAUGCACUGGCCUACUGCAGUAACCGGAAUUCAGUAAAUUUCACAGCAAACCCAAUCCAAUUGCUGGUUAUUCCAAAGAGUGGCCACCGCAUCCGAUACAGCCUUACAUACGCCAGAUUAAUCUCCCAUUUACUCUCUUUGAAGACCAAAGAAAAGAAUUCCCCCUUUGCU